AAAAUCUAACUUCCGGGUUUACUCUGCACGCUGCAACGUCUUGGCCACGCAAGCCACAUCACUCCUGGAGGAUCAGUUUAACUUCUUUUCAAGGUUCAGCUCGCUGGGGAGAAACGACGGCGUGGAAGAGGGACCGGACAAAGACUCGUUAUCGAGGGACCCUCGUCGGGAAGGAAGUGUUACCUGCAGCAGCUGUUGGUGAUUGAAGAGGGGGUUCCCUGGAAAUGGAGUCGGGACAAGCUGGAUCCAGAGCCCCUCUGCAUAGAAGAGGAACUGUGGCCCAAUCAGGAUGUGAAAAGAGUGAAAAAAGUUGGAAUGACGACAGGACACGUGGGUCAGGUGUAAACCUUGAUGUAGAGUGUAACACUGCCAAUAACUCCCUCAGCUGCUCUGUAUGUGGUGAAGAGUUUGACGACCAACAAUCUCUCCAGAGACAUUUAACAGAGAAUCCUUUGAGUUGUUUGAACCAUAAGAAAUGUUUGAAAGUAACACAAAAUAUAAAAUUGCGUAGAAGAGUUCACACAGAGACAAAAGCCGUUAAAUGUGAUGUUUGUGGUCACAUCUGUGGUCAUAAAAGAAAACUUGGGCUACACAUGAGAAUUCACACAGGAGACAAACCAUUCAGCUGUGAUGAAUGUGGACAAAGAUUUACUCAAAAGACACACUUAAAACGACACAUGAAAAUCCACACAGGAGAAAAACCAUUCAACUGUGAUGAAUGUGGACAAAGAUUUAGUCGCAAGACACACUUAAGCCAACACAUGAGAAUCCACACAGGAGAGAAACCAUUCAACUGUGAUGAAUGUGGACAAAGAUUUAGUCAUAAGACAAACUUAGACCAACACACGAGAAUCCACACAGGAGACAAACCAUUCAGCUGUGAUGAAUGUGGACAAAGAUUUAGUGACAAGUCAAGCUUAAACCAACACAUGAGAAUCCACACAGGAGACAAACCAUUCAGAUGUGAUGAAUGUGGACAAAGAUUUACUCAAAAGACAACCUUAGACCAACACAUGAGAAUCCACACAGGAGACAAACCAUUCAGAUGUGAUGAAUGUGGACAAAGAUUUACUCGCAAGACAAACUUAGACGUACACAUGAGAAUCCACACAGGAGACAAACCAUUCUUCUGUGAGGAAUGUGGACAAAGAUUUAGUCGCAAGACAAGCUUAGACAUACACAUGAGAAUCCACACAGGAGACAAACCAUUCAACUGUGAGGAAUGUGGACAAAGAUUUACUCAAAAGACAAACUUAGACCGACACAUGAGAAUCCACACUGGAGACAAACCAUUCAGCUGUGAUGAAUGUGGACAAAGAUUUAGUGACAAGUCAAGCUUAAACCAACACAUGAGAAUCCACACAGGAGACAAACCAUUCAGCUGUGAUGAAUGUGGACAAGGAUUUAGUCGCAAGACAAGCUUAAACAGACACAUGAGAAUCCACACAGGAGACAAACCAUUCUUCUGUGAGGAAUGUGGACAAAGAUUUCGUCGCAAGACAAGCUUAGACAUACACAUGAGAAUCCACACAGGAGACAAACCAUUCUUCUGUGAGGAAUGUGGACAAAGAUUUACUCAAAAGACAAACUUAGACCAACACAUGAGAAUCCACACAGGAGACAAACCAUUCAGCUGUGAUGAAUGUGGACAAAGAUUUACUCAAAAGACAAGCUUAAAACGACACAUGAAAAUCCACACAGGAGACAAACCAUUCAACUGUGAUGAAUGUGGACAAAAAUUUAGUCGCAAGACACACUUAAGCCAACACAUGAGAAUCCACACAGGAGACAAACCAUUCAGCUGUGAUGAAUGUGGACAAAAAUUUAGUGACAAGUCAAGCUUAAAACAACACAUGAGAAUCCACACAGGAGACAAACCAUUAAGAUGUGAUGAAUGUGGACAAAGAUUUACUCGCAAGACAAACUUAGACAUACACAUGAGAAUCCACACAGGAGACAAACCAUUCAGAUGUGAUGAAUGUGGACAAAGAUUUACUCGCAAGACAAGCUUAGACAUACACAUGAGAAUCCACACAGGAGACAAACUAUUCAGCUGUGAUGAAUGUGGACAAAGAUUUAAUCAAAAGACAAUCUUAAACCGACACAUGAGAAUCCACACUGGAGACAAUCUAUUCAGCUGUGAGGAAUGUGGACAAAGAUUUCGUCACAAGACAAGCUUAGACAUACACAUGAGAAUCCACACAGGUCAGAGACCUAUUCCCUGUGAGGUGUGUGGUGAAUUAUUUAGGUGGCCUGUCUCUUUAAAAAGACACAUGCGUGUCCAUGCAACAUAGAAACGGCACUUUGAGAAUGUUUUCUAAAAUUUAAAGUGCGUUAUAAAUUAUUGUUAUUAUUAAUAUUAUUAUUAUUAUUGCUGUUGUUACGGAAGCCGUAACAAGUCACCUGAAGCUUGUCAUGCAUGCAAAUGCCAGUCCCUGAUGCCUGUUCGAAGUGGGUAGACCAGAUGCAUCCUGGUCUCCUUCCCUCUGGUUGGCUCAUCACCCAGCCAAUCACAUCACAGCCUGCCAGUAACCAGGAAAUAAAGGAAAGCUGUUGUGUUCAUUCUGGAGGGAGAAGCUGUUUAGAACAGAUGGUUUCCCCCUCAGCUUGACAGAAUUGUGGUGGCUUUUGAGUGUAUGUUUACUGUGCUUAGUGGUGGCAUUUUGGCACAUAGAUUACUCGGAGUUUUCAGCAGGGUUAACCCUGACUGUUUGUCUUGUCAGUUUAAUAAUUGCUAAUUUCAUUUUGGUUUUGCCUUCGAUAGCAUACAGCUGUUUUGGCUGCUUUUUGAGUUUGAGGUUCUCAUACCCUUAUAGUGGGUCGUAACAAAGUGGGGGCUCGUCCGGGAGCUUAUUUUCUCGUAGUAUAUUUAGCACGGUUGGUGUGGAGCAGUGUGCUUUAUUGUUCUGAUCGAGAUGGCUACGUCCAUUGACUUGGAACGGUUUCUUGCGGCUCCUUUCAGUGUAGCUCUUGACUGUUGCCGCAAAACUGAUCUUAUGCAGCCUUUUCCCUGUUGGUCCCGAAACAGGCCAUCAAGAGCCAGAUUAAGGCUCUACUGGUGGAGCAGUUGGAAGCUUGUGGGGUGUUAGAGGUGUCUGCAGAAGCAGAAUUCACUCCCAGCCCGGAGGUGACUGAGGAGGGACCGGGGGCUGAAAAGUUGGUGAAACCCGUCACUCUGCCCCGAUGUGAUCCACUUUCCUCAAACAGUUCGGAUGCCCAUGCUUUGACACAGUCAAAGUCGUAGUUCUCCAAGCUUACGAACUCGUACCUGAAGCUUAUUGCCAGAAAUUUCGCCAGCAGAAACAAUCUGCAGGGCAAACUUAUGUGGAGCACAGAUGGAAAUGAAAGGUACUCUCUUUGACAAGUUGUGUGCGGUGUCAAAAGCUGGUGAUUUGGAAUCUUUAAGAGAACUGGUGUUAGUGGAAGAGUUUAAGAGAUGCAAACCAGAGUGCGAGCAAAAGGUGAUUUCGCUUUCGUCUGCUGCAUUGUUAGUGGAUGCAUAUGUGCUGACACACAAAAUAUCACUGCCAGUCUUUGAGGAUAAGUUCCUCAAUCGUUCUGACUGUUCCGACUUUCAGAAAUGUGCUGAGGUAACAAGCACUCACCCUGUGAAAGAACUUUCAUUUGUGAGAAGUCCUGAGGUGCGUGAGUGCUUUUAUUGUCACAAACCCGGUCAUCUCAUUGCUGAGUGUGAAGUUUUGUGACGCAAGAACCACCUCAAACCACAGCCGCAAGGUGUAGGUUUGGUCUGGAGACAGGCUCUCUGCAGAGGUUCCCAGUCCUACAUCUUGGCUGACGCACUGUCUUUCUCCGACGCUACUUCAUGUGGGCAUAAUGUAGUGAACAAAGGAAUAGAGGUGGCAUAUGUGCCCAGAGCGGUACAUCGUGUGCACAUUAGGACAGAUUUAAUUAGUGGUAUUUUUCCUGUAGCCGUAUAUCCAGAAUUACCUCUGAAGGGGAUAACUAUGCUAAUAUGCUA
Molecule: messenger RNA, 3979 nt
Organism: Melanotaenia boesemani (Boeseman's rainbowfish)
Lineage: Eukaryota; Metazoa; Chordata; Actinopteri; Atheriniformes; Melanotaeniidae
Product: gastrula zinc finger protein XlCGF26.1-like
Exons: 4
Coding region: 225-2294 (689 amino acids)
Biological process (GO): regulation of transcription by RNA polymerase II
Molecular function (GO): RNA polymerase II cis-regulatory region sequence-specific DNA binding; DNA-binding transcription factor activity
Source: RefSeq, a predicted model, not a curated record